Messenger RNA from Saxophila tyrrhenica, 3261 nucleotides. RefSeq lists its product as uncharacterized. The transcript has 2 exons. Lineage: Eukaryota; Fungi; Ascomycota; Dothideomycetes; Mycosphaerellales; Extremaceae. The record is from RefSeq and is a predicted model, not a curated record. Gene Ontology annotation, molecular function: FAD binding; phosphomevalonate kinase activity. The coding region runs from base 1 to 3261 and encodes 1086 amino acids. Gene Ontology annotation, cellular component: cytoplasm. Gene Ontology annotation, biological process: cholesterol biosynthetic process.
AUGGCCACACUCAACCUUCUGAAGUGGAGCCUGCAGCAGGAGUUCGAAGCACCAACAUGGCAGGACCCAAUGCCACUGGAAGAUUCACAGUACGACGAAGGCUUCAAAAUCCUCUUGCAGGGUCAAAGCGCAUACCAAGACUUCAUCGUGCCUCAGCUUUCCCAGCUGCUGACUUCUGUGCUCAAAUCACGAGUGACUGUAUCGGUGCUAGAAGUUGGACCGGGGCCGAAGAGCGUAUUGGGCUCUCUGCCUAGCCACUUGAGGCGAAGAAUCCACAGAUACGCUGCAUUUGAGCCUAACGCGGUGUUCGCUACCAGGCUGCAGACAUGGCUCAGCUCCUCACAGGAGUCACCCCUGCCUUGUCUGGACAACCAACCCGACAUUCAUCGCACCCCAUUCAGUUUGAACACGAAGACCGCCGUCGAUCCCAGCGGCAAAGAGGAUGGAUCUGCGGAGACGUUCGACCUCAUCAUGUUCUGCCACAGCAUGUACGGCAUGAACCCGGAACGGGACUACAUCGAGCGUGCGCUGCAGAUGCUCAACAAGAAGCCAGACGAAGGUCUGAUUGUGGUGUUCCAUCGCGAUGGUGCUCAAUUCGACGGUCUGGUGUGCCACCAAACAGUCUCGUUACCUACAGGAGUAACUUCCGUAGCAGAUGAUGACGAGACACUGGAUUCCUUCGCUCAAUUCAUUGCCGGGUCCGGCCCAAAAAGCUUCAACGGGGAAUGGAUCGAUAGACAAUGGCGCGAGGUCUGCCGUGCAUUGGCUCAUUGCGACGAAAACCGCCCCAAAUGUCUUCUCUACAGCUCGCCAGACAUCAUGAUGGCGUUCACUCAGCGAGCGACCAGGCUGCCCGAGCUGCUUGCAGAAGUAUCCGAGGCGUCCAAAGAACACCGCGUGAAGAACCGCGAGGCGCUUGUCCACUAUCCAGCCUCAGUCGUCGCUCCGGCAGAUAUUGGAGACGUCCAGACAUGCCUGACAGUUAUCAGUGGCGGCCACGGUGGUCAAUGUCUGUGGCCCAACGUCGUUGCGCUCGACAUGUGCGCCUUCAAUCAAAUUCUCGUUCUCGCCAAAGAGGAGGACAACGGCAAGUCCCCCAACACCCUGGUUGUUGUUGGCGCUGGAUGCAGAUCUGGAGACAUCAUCCGCAACACCAUGGCAGCAGAUGUCACAGUACCCCUUGGAAGCCGCCCAAGCGUGGGAAUGGGGCUGGUAUUGCAGGGAGGCAUCGGGCACCUGGCCCGCCAACAUGGUCUUGCUUCCGACAGCAUCGCGGGAGCCGUUGUGGUCAGCGUCGCCACAGGCCAAGUGCUCUGCGUCGGCAAUGUUCCAAGCCAACACCAGCCAGCCGAUGCAGUACGGCUGGAGAAUGACGGCGAUCUUCGGUGGGCAUUGCAAGGCGCCGGAUCAAACUUUGGCAUCGUGAUCAGCGUCGUUCUGAAGGCGUGCCCUGCUCCGGAAUACACAGUCCGCAAUUGUGUCAUUCCACUGAUCGACCAUGCUCAGGCGCAGCUGAAGCUCACCGAUUUCAACGAAGAGAUCGCCGAGAAGCUUCCACGGCACUGUUCUGCAGACGCUUAUUUGUACCACGAAGCGGGAAAGCUGCAUCUGGGUGUGAACACCUUCGAAGUCUCCACGAGAGAUGCUAUCGAGCCUCCGCCCGAUACCACAGCACUGCUGGGGCCGGAAGCCAGCUCCAAGACCGUGGACGGUGUUGCUCUGUUCGACACGGAAAUGUACAUGUCUGCAAUGCACGGCGGUCACGGCGGUGGUAAGACGUCUUCAUUCAAGCGGUGUGUCUUCUUGAAGGAUAUCGGAAGUGCUGGUCUGACUGACAAGCUAUUGUCAGCCAUUGAGUCUCGUCCCACUCCACGCUGCUACCUCCAUCUGCUUCACGGCGGUGGUGCUGUGCGUGAUAUAGCCCCUGAAGCUACUGCUUUCGGCUGUCGAGACUGGGAUUUCGCCUGUGUUAUCACUGGAGUCUGGCAGCGCGAUCAAGAUGGUCGUCAGGAGGCCCGCGCAGCCAUGCAAUGGGUCUACGACGUCGCCAAUGACUUACUUCCGUUGUGCGCCGGAGUGUAUGGCGCCGACCUUGGUCCAGAUCCUAGAGAUGCUACACUGGCAGCGAAGGCGUUUGGCCCAGACCAUGCUCGACUCGCAAUAGCCAAGGAGACAUUUGAUCCGCACAACGUGCUGGCCUACGCUUGUCUGCUCCCGGCAGUGGAGAGAGCACAGAGGCUCAUCGGUCUCGUCACCGGUCACAGUGGGGUGGGUAAAGACUUUACCGCCGUCGUCUGGAUGCAUGAAUGCAACACUGCCGGCUUCAGCACUGCUAUCGUCAGCAUCAGUGAUUCAACGAAGCGAGAGUACGCAAAUGCCACUGGCGCUGACAUUCAACGCCUCUUCGAAGAUCGUACGUACAACGAGCAGCACCGGCCCGCUCUGCUGAAGUAUUACCAGACGCAGGUCCAGACUCGACCUCGACUGCCAGAGGAGCAUUUCUUGGAAGCGGUGGGUCGAGCAGGAGACCUCGACGUCCUCUUCAUCACAGGCAUGAGAGACGACGCCCUAGUUGCUGCUUUCUCACAUCUAGUGCCGGACAGCAGGGUGAUUGAAGUGAGAGUCGAAGCCGAUGAAGCAGCGCGGCUCGUCUGGGGAUCCAACCAAGACAGCAACACUCACGCCGCCGAUGCCCUCAACAACUGCCCAACAUUCACCUUUCACAACAACAUCGUCGAUGCCGCCGGCGUCCAGUCCGCCCAAGCAUUCUGUUCAAACCACUUCCUCCCUUUCCUGCACCCCAACCUCCAGCGCCUCCGCACCAUGAUUCACUCCACACCCAAAUUCCCACACCCCAACAUCACCUUCCGCGACAUCCUCGGUCUCACCCAACAGACCGGCGGCUUGAAGCUCUGCACCUCCCUUCUCCAAUCUCACUUCUCAGGAGACUGGAGCACAGUCUCCGCAAUCGUCUGCUGCGAAAGCGGUGGCUUCCUGUUCGCUUCGGCGCUGGCUGCGCAGCUUGACAUACCGUUGGCGCUGAUCCGGGAGGCGGGUAAGAUUCCGCCGCCUACGGUUUCUGUUGCUAAAGGGGGUUCGUACAUCUCGUCCUCGGGCACCAACAGCGCAGAGGGGAAGAAGGUCGAGAUGAGUCGUGAAGCAGUGGCGAACGGCUCGAAGGUGGUGGUGGUGGAUGAUGUGCUCGCAAGUGGGGAGACGGUUUGUGCGGUUCUGCAGCUGUUGAAGGGGGGUGGGAGCUAG